Ruditapes philippinarum (Manila clam) is the source of this 732-nucleotide messenger RNA. RefSeq lists its product as uncharacterized. The coding region runs from base 1 to 732 and encodes 243 amino acids. The record is from RefSeq and is a predicted model, not a curated record. The transcript has 4 exons. NCBI's taxonomy places the organism in Eukaryota, Metazoa, Mollusca, Bivalvia, Venerida, Veneridae.
AUGACGGAAGUCACUUUGGUCAUUGUGGCAGUUAUGAUGACGUACUUUGGUGACUGGGGUAGUUUUGAUGACGGUAGUUACUUUGUUGAUUGUGCUAGUUAUGAUGACGGUAGUUACUUUGGUGAUUGUGGUAGUUAUGAUGACGGUAGUUACUUUGGUGAUUGUGGCAGUUAUGAUGACAGUAAUUACUGUGGUGAAUGUGGUAGUUAUGAUAACGGUAGUUACUUUUGUGAUUGUAGCAGUUAUAAUGACGACUGUAUUUACUUUGGUAAUUGUUGUAGUUAUGAUAACGGUAGUUACUUUGGUGAUUAUGGUAGUUAUGAUGACGGUAGUUACUUUGGCAGUAAUCAUGACGGUAGUCACUUUGGUGAUUGCGGUAGUUAUGAUGACAGUAGUUACUCUGGUGAUUGUGACAGUUAUCAUGAAAAUAGUAGUUUGGUGACUGAGGUAGUUAUGGUGACGGUAGUCACUUUGGUGAAUUGUGGCAGUUAUGAUGACGGUAGUCACUUUGGUGAUUGUACUAGUUAUGAAGACGAUAGUUACUUUGGUGAUUGUGGCAGUUAUCAUGAAGGUAGUACUUUGGUGAAUGGUGAUGGUAGUUGCUUUGUAGAAUGUGCAGAAUUGAUGACAUAUGAUGACGGUAGUUACUUUGAUGAUUGUGGUAGAAAUGAUGACGGUAGACACUUUGUUGAUUUUGGCAGUUAUGAUGACGGUAGUCACUUUGGUGAAUAA